Molecule: messenger RNA, 2063 nt
Organism: Mytilus californianus (California mussel)
Lineage: Eukaryota; Metazoa; Mollusca; Bivalvia; Mytilida; Mytilidae
Exons: 3
Coding region: 134-1675 (513 amino acids)
Biological process (GO): DNA recombination; DNA integration
Molecular function (GO): DNA binding
Source: RefSeq, a predicted model, not a curated record
GUAUUAUUUUAGCGAUUCGUGAUUCGUUAAAACUUGAUCACAUGUUGUUUUGUAUUUACUCAGGCUGCACGCUAAUUCUGCUAUAUUUAGCGUUUCGUAGGUCAAAAACAGCAUAUUGCACAGAGCAUACAGCAUGUUACUAAAAAUACAUUUAAAAAAAUCCCCAAUUGUCGUCACAUGUUCUUCUCGGCCAAUCAAAACGACUUCCUGUGUAGACAGUUUGCAGGAGUUGCAGACAAUCAUGGCGGAAAGUAGAUUUGCGUCCCUGGAACAAGAUGAAAGGGACGAUAUAAUGGAAAAUAUAGAAACGAAAAACACAAAAAGACAGAAUACCACAGCUGUUAAACUAUUCAGGGAAUAUUUGACCGAGAAAAGCAAGCCGAUAGAAUUCGAACAGUACACUGUGGAGCAACUGGACGAUACAUUGGCAUCAUUUUAUUUGGAAAUGAGAAGUAAGGAGGGAAAACAUUAUAAAAAGACAACUAUGCAAUCCUAUAGACAAGGUUUAAACAGACAUAUACAGAAAUGUAGGGACAUAGACAUUUGCAAUGAAGAUAUAUUCAAAAAAUCCACUAAAUCCUUCAAGGGUAUGACAAAGGAACUCAAGCGCCUUGGGUUAGCUGCAAUUGAACAACACCCUUCCAUAGAAGAGAGUGAUAUUGAGAAGAUGUACUCAUAUUUUUGUAAAAAUCUGGAGGAUGCACAGCUUUUGCAGUAUAAGGUAUUUGUUGACAUCAUGCUGCACUUUGGUCGUAGAGGGAGGGAAAACCUGUCCAAUCUUACAAGAAAGCAUUUUGCAGUUAAGCGUGGUGCUGAUGAAAAGUUGUAUGUCUACAAAGUAAUUGAUGAGCAAACAAAAAACCACCAAUCAGACAGUGAAUUAUCCUCAGAUGGACGGAUGUAUGAAAUAACAGAUGGCGAAAGAUGUCCAGUAAAGUCUUUUGUGAAAUAUAUCAGAAGGUUGAAUCCAAAGUGUGUUAAAUUAUUUCAACAAGCAAGAUCAUACCCUAAAGAAGGCGUGUAUUAUGACAAUGUACCUCUAGGUCAUAAUAGACUUGGCCAAUUCAUGAAUGAAAUUAGCAAAAUGGCAAGUCUUUCUCAACUAUAUACAAAUCAUUCUUGCAGAGCAACAACUGUUCAUCUUCUUGACGAAGCGGAUAUUCCAAGCAGACAUAUAAUGACAGUUACGGGACAUAAAUCAGAAACAUCUCUAAAAACUUACUCUGGAAAAACUUGUGAGAAAAAAAAACGGCAUAUGUCGGAGAUAUUAAGCUCAAAAACGUGUGGAAAGAAAUCGUGUAUAUCUAAUAUUGAUUUUCUUUGCUUGUCUCAAAGUACCAUUACAGUUGAAGGAGAGGAAAAUCAUGAACAUAUUCCUGUUGACUUGAAUGAUGCAAAUUUUGAGUUAGAGCUUUUAUCAAACUCACAGAGUGAAACUGUUAUGAAAGACAUAUCGCCUAAUGAUCAAUUUGAUGAAAUUCUGACAGAAAUCAGUAAUGGUGCCUCAAAGAGAAAUACAAAUAUAAUGAAGCCAGAGACAUUGAUGCCAAAUCCAAAUUUUUUAAAAGAACCAUAUCCAGAUAUGAAAAUGCCAUUUCUAAAUAACUGUAGCAAUGUAACUGUUAAUGUAAAUUACAAUGUUCACCCAUAUGUGAACAACCCAGCAAAGGUAUAGCUUCAUAUACAAAAUGUUUUUGUUGUAAAUUUCUUGUUACUUAAUCUGUUAUUUGUUAUAUCUUGUUUCAAUUAAAUAAGAAACAUCUAUAUAUUGAUUGUUGUGAUUCUGUUAUGUACAUUUGAAAAUUUCACAGUAAUAAUGGUUUUGAAGACAUGGAAGAUGUCCUUUCUGCAAAUACAUAUAUUGUGUUCAUGCAAUAGUUCAAGAUUAAUAAUAUAACAAUUGUAGCCUUUGUUUGAGGUCAAUACGAGGUUAUAUCGACCAAGAGAAGCAUAUCGACCUCGGACUUCGUCCUCAGUCGAUAUGCUUCUCUUGGGUCGAUAUAACCUCGUAUCGACCUCAUACAAAGGCUAUAAUUGUAUAAUAUCAAUAGAUUUAUGUAUUA